This is a messenger RNA of Filobasidium floriforme, 2080 nucleotides long. RefSeq lists its product as uncharacterized. Bases 103 to 1977 code for a protein of 624 amino acids. The transcript has 6 exons. The record is from RefSeq and is a predicted model, not a curated record. NCBI's taxonomy places the organism in Eukaryota, Fungi, Basidiomycota, Tremellomycetes, Filobasidiales, Filobasidiaceae.
GUCUUAUAUCUAGAAGACGGAUGGUCACACUCGACGAUGUAAUCUCAGCCUGAUCCAGGUUCAAAGCAAACCUCGUACCGGAUAUCCUUACGCACGCUCGUCAUGUUUCCAUUCGUCCGACGAACCGGGAACUCGGUCCGCCCAGCCAGGUCGAUCAGCAUCGUCCAGGUGCAUAUGCGGAAUUUCAGUCCAUCAGCAGCUAGGCUCGCCGGAGAGUUCGUCGCUACCCGAGGGAAUAUGCAGCUACACCGGAUCAAGGAGAUGUUGGAGAGGAUCGACAGGACGAAUCGGCCGAGCGAAAAGAUCGAGGUGGUCAAGCAGUACGAGGACGUUCGUCCCGUUCUCGAGCUUACCUAUGACCCCCAUGUCAAGUAUUAUGUCAAAUCCAGCUCGGUCAUCAAGCACUUGGCCAGGUUCCCGGAAGACAUCGAACGAAGCUCUUCUCGCCCAGUCUCGUCCAUCUUUGUUCCCGGAGAUGAAGAGGUUUCAAACCACCCGACGCUGGAGAGUCUACUCGAAGCUCUCCGGAAAAAGGAGGCCAACAUCUUUGACAUCAUUUCGUUCAUGCAAAAGAACGGGGUCUUUGCUACCGCACGGACGGUGGAGGACGUGCAGCGGGCGAACGAGGUCAGGGGGGCUCAGGGGUUGUCGGCACUGUCAGUUUUCUUGAGGGUGAUCGACAAGGAUCUGAACGUAGGUUUCGGGCCCAAGCUGUUCGAGCACGUCGGCUGGACGCUACAGAAAGAUGCGGAACGGAGUCUCAUUGCACAUGCCAAGCGUAACGGAGUCGAACUGUCCGACCCGCCCAAGGAGGAGCCCGUUUUCGAUAUGGCUAUGCCCGAUACGAUGCGUCUGGAACCUGCACUCGGCAAGACGGUCCUAGCAGAAGACGUUCCGAAGCUGUUUGCGGACCCCAACGGUGCACAGUGGUACGGAAGCCGAAAGCUGGACGGCGUACGGUGCCUCGUCGUCGUCGACGUCGAGAUCGAGGAGAGCGAAUACUUUGAAUCGAGCAACAUCAAGGUCACCCGGGCCAAGUGUUAUUCCCGUACGGGCAAGGCAUUUCACGUGCUCCAACCUCUACUGGAUGACAUCGAAAAGCUCUGCACCAACUGGACCGACCUCAUCCGGAUACUCGAGAGUGAGCCGAGUCUCAGCGAGAACACGUACAAAUACAAGUACUUGAGCGGGAUCUUUUCAGAGAACAAACGGUUCGUCCUGGACGGAGAACUCUGCGUGUUGAAAGAGUCCAAGGACGAGGAAGGGGUUCUGGUCGAGGAUUUCAAAGAGGUCGUCGGCAAGGUCAGGCGAAAGACGGGGUCAGCGGACGAUAUCCGGAUGUUCAUUCUGGACAUGAUCCCUUGGAGCAACUUUGACCGCCAUGCCAACAAGGGAACUGCGGAUAUGCCGGCUCAACAGAAGUCGUUUAGUCAACGACAGGAAGACGUUAUCGCGGUGUUGCAGCGGAUGGACGAUAUCACCAUUGAGGGCGAGGAUCACAGCCUGCUUUGGCUGUUGCAAGAACCCAUGAACAGUCCCGAAGAGGUCGAGGGCCUGAUAGCUACGGCUUCGGAGGAGGGCUGGGAGGGUAUCGUCCUGCGGAGGGAUGUACGAUACGAGGGCAAACGGACAGCGAACAUCCGGAAAUACAAAGCCUGGCUAGAUGCAGAGUAUGAGGUUAAGGAUAUCGAGAUCAAUACUAUGCGUCUGCCGGUCGAUGGUAUCUACGAAGACCGACCAGCGCUGGCUAGCCUGAUAAUCGAGCACAAAGGCGUGCCCGUCAAUGUCGGGAGUGGGUUCACGAACUCACAACGGAUCGAGUUUGCCAAAGACCCUAGCCUGAUCAUUGGCAAGCAGGUCACGGUCGAAUACUUUGGCGAGUCUACGAGCGAUGCUAGGGACAAGAAGGGUGGUGGCUUGAGCCUACGCUUUCCUCGGAUAAAGCAUAUUUGGGAGGGCGAGAAACGAGACGUGUAAGCGGGAAGCGCGACUAAGAUGGCUCAUGUCGGCCUCGCCUGUAAAUUGAGGAAGCUUGUGUAACACCAUGACACCCCAUUGAUCAAUAAUAAUAGCAUAGCGA